Miniopterus natalensis is the source of this 1415-nucleotide messenger RNA. Lineage: Eukaryota; Metazoa; Chordata; Mammalia; Chiroptera; Miniopteridae. The record is from RefSeq and is a predicted model, not a curated record.
AUGGGGUCACUGCUUGCACAGACCCGUCGCGCACCGCCCGAACCCUCCGAGCCAGGGGACUCUGACGCGGUGUACACUGACCCCUCACGCGCUGCCCCCUCCCUCACUGACCCCGAAGGCACUGGCCAAGCUUGCAGUGAUCCCGCCUCUCCCCACAGGCUGUCCUACGACCCCACUCGCUACCCUCGGCUCCUACCGGAGGCUUACUGCCUGUGCCGCGGCUGCCUGACCGGGCCGCGCGGGGAGGAGGACCUGAGCCUUCGCAGUGCGCCCGUGUUGCUGCCCACGGUAGUGCUGCGCCGCACCCCUGGAUGCGCCGGGGGCCGCUCGGUCUACGCUGAGGAGUACGUGGCAGUGCCUGUGGGCUGUACCUGUGUCCCUGCGCUGGACCACGACACACCAGCUGCCCCCGGAGCAGACCGCGAUGGAAAAGAGCGGAGCCGUGACCCGGCCCACCAGGAGCGGGACCGGGAGCUGCGCAGGCCUUUCCGUCCGGGAGCAGGACAGUGACUCAGCAGGUCUUGCCCACGGGGCCACCCACAGGGGAACCUCUCCGGUGGCCCCGGCUUCUAGGCGUAAGUCAGUGUACAGUUGGCCCUAGUGUAGCGAGACCAGCCGCUGGAACAGGACAAGUCAUCAAAGCCCCUUAGCCUCUGCACGUAGGUAGGUGGUAGACGCUUUUUAAAACAUCUUUUUAUAAGAAUAUAUACCUACUUGUUUUCAAUAGGGGCAGGAACUAUUUUUAUAUUAGCGAUUUUGAACAAUUAAAUUUUUACUUGCAUAUAUACACUUUAUAAAUCUUAUUUUCACUUCCUCUGCUAGAUUUUAGCAGAGUUGGAAUCCUCAGAUAAACUCUUUUAAGCAGGCACUGUGGCCUGAGUCUCUAAAGCCAGGUUCAACCCUGUCAAUCUGGUUGUGCCAGCAAUGGGGACAGGGUUGAACCUGACAUGCCCACCGUCUGGUGACAGUCCCCAGGGGCUGCUACAGAGAUAAAAGGGAAGUGUAGUAGGCUCAGGUAACCCCAGAGCCAUCCCAGAAAUCCUAAACUUAGGUUUACUAGUAUAUGGAUGGCUGCAGGUAUACUGAAUUAAAAAUAUUUUUUUUUUACUUUUCAAAGUCAGUGGGGCCAAUUUGUGGGUAAGAGGUGGUGAGAUAACAGCAGCAGGUGAAAUGUGGCAUCUUUGCCAACUCUCAAAAAGAACCUAACUCUAGGCUGUUUUAAGGGCUUCCGGAACUAGCCACAUGAGGGGAAAGUGAGCUAACUUCCCAUUUCCAGGAAGCAGUAUCAAGCCUCUUUUUCUACAUGUUGCAAUGUGAACUGAAUCCUUUCUUUAGGCUGGAAGUCUGUCCCUGAACACAAUGAUUCGUAAAAGUGAGUUCUUUUUAAGUCAUUAAAAUGGUUGUUGGUGAAAGUA